AUGAAGUCGCUUAAUAAUUGUGUUCAAGAAUUUAUUGAUCAUCAUUCAUCAGCACUGUUUCCAUCAGAUAAUACAAUAGAUAUUCGUCAUCCUCGAUUAAAUAGAUUUAAUUCGAUUUCCUCGUCAUUCGUUGAUAUUGAAGAUGAAGAUCCAAAUCUGUUUGUUAUUACUCCACCGAUUGAAUAUUUUCUUCAUGUUUCAUCUCGUCUAUGUCGUGAACAAUUCUUCAAAUUAAUUUGUCCUGGUCACAUUCUUAUUUGUCAUGUAAUCACGGCUAGUUCACGUGAUAUGCUUGUACGUAUUUUAUGUUUUGAUGAUGGACAUCGACGAUCGUUACAUGAUCUUAAACUUACUGCAACUUGUCUAUUGAAUACAUCAAGUAGUAAGAACAAUAAUAAUUAUCGUAAAAGAAAUAAAUAUGAUCGAGAUGUACAAGAAAUUAGUGAUGAAGAUAAAGAUGAUGGAGAAUAUCAAAGUGGAGAUUUGAUACGAGCCUGUGUAAACCAUGUUGAUAUACAUAAAGAAGAAAUUCAAUUAACAAUUGAUCCAUCUUUGAAUCAGUAUCAUCAGUCUUCUAAAAAACUCGGCCUUAUUAAUGAAGAUGAUUUUCCAAAACAUUAUGUUUUGUUACGUCGACAAGAAGAACAACCUCAAUCUUAUGAAGAUAUUCUACAAACAUCAAAGGCACUUAAUAAUCGAGCUUGUGUUCAAACACUUUAUCAACGAUUAAAAAAACGAUUUGAAUAUUUUCAUUCUGAUAAUAAUAAUAUUGAAUCAUCUAAUGAUAUAUUACACAUGACAUUAAUUAAUUCAUUUAAAAAAAAAAAAAUUUCAUCAGAUGAAUAUUUUGAUAAAUUACGUCAAAAACAAGAUCAUGAAUGGGCAAUCGAAAGUGUUGCGGAAGGAGUACGAUUAAUGAAAGACAAUGAUUCUAAUUCAGCUAUACUUCAUUUUAAUAAAGCUCUAAGUAGAGAUCCAAAAUGUGUUGAUGCACUUGUUGCACGUGGCGCUUUGACAGCAAAUCAAGGUCAUUAUAAACGUGCAAUGCAAGAUUUUGAAGAUGCUUUAAAAAUUGAUCAUAAACAUAUAAAUGCAUCAAAAUAUUUACAUGAUGUAUUAAAUAAUAUGGCCAAUGAUACUGAUGAUUAUGAAAAUGCCAUAUAUUAUCUUGAAAAAGCUUUAAAAUAUAAACCAGAUGAUAAUGAAACCAAACGAAAAUUAGAUAUAUUACGUGCAAAGCAAAAAGAAGCAACAAGAAAAUUGGAAUAUGGACCAAGUUUACCAUCGGAUUUACAAUCAUCUUCGAAAGAUAAACGACAUGCGAGAUCGACAAAGAGACGAAAAUCAUUGGUGAAAGGUUCAUCGUCAAAUGAUAAUCGACCAAAACGAAAACGAUCAAGUUCUACUAGUAGUAGUGGCAGCAGUAGUAGUCGAUCAAACUCAUCAUCAUCAUCAUCAUCAUCGUCAUCUUCAUCAAGUAGUUCUACACCAAGUCAUUCUUUAUCAACAAUUUCAUCAUCACCAUUAUCUGACAUAAUUGAAAUAAAAAAACCAACAGCAAUACCUGUUAUUGAUAUUACUGAAAGUGAUAAAUCGACUACUACUCGAACAAGGUUUAGUCUUACACGUGAAAGUAUUAUUUCAAACAUAAGUCGAUUACAUACCAAUGAUCAUUCAUCAAAAGAAAAACAAUCAUUUGAACAACGAAAAACAUUACCAUCAACUAACAUAUCAUCAUCUUCAACAAAUAAAUUACAACAAGAAUCUUCAUCAUCAACAAAGAAAAAUAGAUCUUUUAUUAUUGAUCAUGAAGCUGAAGAUAUUGAAAAACUUUAUAUGGAACUUAAAGCUAAAAAAUCAAUGGAAAAACAAAAAAAAUAA
Messenger RNA from Rotaria sp. Silwood2, 1881 nucleotides. The record is from the annotation of a GenBank genome assembly. NCBI's taxonomy places the organism in Eukaryota, Metazoa, Rotifera, Eurotatoria, Philodinida, Philodinidae.